AUGGUGUUUAUUGACCUGGAAAACGCAUAUGACGUUGUCGCACGCCAACUGAUUUGGGAUAGUUUGGAGGGUCGAGGGCUACAUGGGAAGUAUGUAGACAUAAUUAAGGAUACAUAUGAUAGAACGGAAACUGGUGUCCGCGCGCCUGUAGGGGAUACAAACUUCUUUCCUGUGGAGGUGGGACUCCACCAGUGGUCUACGUUGAGCCCUUUUCUUCUUGUGGUUGUCUUGGACGAGUUGUCCAAGUUGAUUCAGGAGACAGUUCCGUGGUGCGUGCUUUUUGUAGACGAUAUUGUGUUGAUUGUGGAGACUAAACAGUGCCUGAACGUAAGGGUAGAGGAGUGGCGAGUAGCUCUCGAGGGCAAGGGCCUAAGGAUUAGUCAAUCUAAGACUGAGUAUCUACACUGUGAUUUCAGUGGUGUAGCCGAUGACGAUGACACCUAA
Molecule: messenger RNA, 444 nt
Organism: Helianthus annuus (common sunflower)
Lineage: Eukaryota; Viridiplantae; Streptophyta; Magnoliopsida; Asterales; Asteraceae
Exons: 1
Coding region: 1-444 (147 amino acids)
Source: RefSeq, a predicted model, not a curated record